Molecule: messenger RNA, 594 nt
Organism: Amphimedon queenslandica
Lineage: Eukaryota; Metazoa; Porifera; Demospongiae; Haplosclerida; Niphatidae
Product: pyridoxal 5'-phosphate synthase subunit SNZERR-like
Exons: 5
Coding region: 1-594 (197 amino acids)
Biological process (GO): pyridoxine biosynthetic process; amino acid metabolic process; pyridoxal 5'-phosphate biosynthetic process
Molecular function (GO): amine-lyase activity
Source: RefSeq, a predicted model, not a curated record
AUGGACGUCAUUAACGCUGAGCAAGCUAAGAUUGCUGAAGAGGCAGGAGCGUGUGCUGUAAUGGCCUUAGAGCGUGUUCCGGCUGAUAUUAGAAAAGAAGGAGGUGUGGCUAGAAUGUCUGACCCAAAAAAAAUUAAAGAGAUAAUGGCAGCUGUUACCAUACCAGUAAUGGCUAAAGUUCGUAUCGGACAUUUUGUUGAGGCUCAGAUACUCGAGGCUCUUAGUGUUGACUUUAUUGACGAAUCAGAAGUAUUAACUCCGGCUGAUGAUCAGAAUCAUGUUAACAAACACGAUUUCAGUGUGCCGUUUGUGUGUGGAGCCAGAGACCUUGGUGAGGCCUUGAGAAGGAUUGCUGAAGGUGCUUCAAUGAUACGAACUAAAGGAGAAGCAGGGACAGGCAAUGUGGUUCAAGCUGUUAAACAUGCACGAACAAUCAAUCAUCAAAUCAGGAUUGCAAAGGCAAUGGACUCCACCGAGCUGUACAGCUACGCUAAAGAAUUAGGAGUGUCACACGAGCUUUUAAAGAAGACAGCCGAACUUGGAAGACUGCCUGUUGUCAACUUUGCUGCCGGAGGAUUAGUCAUUGUCAGUUGA